Camellia sinensis is the source of this 2565-nucleotide messenger RNA. Its product is annotated as putative serine/threonine-protein kinase-like protein CCR3. Lineage: Eukaryota; Viridiplantae; Streptophyta; Magnoliopsida; Ericales; Theaceae. Gene Ontology annotation, biological process: protein phosphorylation. Gene Ontology annotation, molecular function: ATP binding; protein kinase activity. The record is from RefSeq and is a predicted model, not a curated record.
UACAUAUAUAUUCACCCCCAUGAAUGGAAAAUCUUGGUUUGGUUCUCUCUCUAGACUUUCCUUUUCUCUCUCUUCCGUUUACGCCAAUGAAGGGGACCAGAACCACCCAACACAUCUUCAUCCCCCUUAAUUCCCACUCCAUUUCCAUCACAUGACGACAGUCUUCGCCGCUGCCGUAAUCAUCGCCCUCAUCGCCGUCACAUCUCCGCUGGUUCCAGUCCAUGGCCUCGGCGGCUCGGCCUCCACCUUCGCCGUCGUCUACGGCUCCGCCACCGUCUGCGGCAUCGUCGCCGAACAGCAGAACCAGCGAAUCCAAUGCUGGCAAAACAACCAACUCAUCAACAUCCUACCCAAUAUCUCCUUCGACUACAUCGCCGGCGGCCAAGACAAUUUCUGCGGCGUGAGGUCCGGCGGCUUCAGCCUUCUCUGCUGGAACCCUAGCUUCGUCCCCAAAAGGGUUUACUACAACGAUUCUGUGCUAUUACAAGACCUCACUUUCGGGGACGAUCAAAUUUGUGCUCUGACGAACGGUACUCAAAACGUUCGGUGCUGGAGAGGAGAGACAAAAAUCUCAACCCAAUUGCCAGAUGGGUCUGAUCAAUUUCGGUCAAUCUCAUCUGGGUUAGGGUUUUCGUGCGGAGUUAUGAAGAAUUCCGGCAGGGUCACCUGUUGGGGAAGCGAUUCAGCAAUGGCGACUCUUAUUGAAACUCAAUAUGCCAAUGUGUCUAUGUCAGAUAUUGUUGUUGGAGGCAGUCAGGCCUGUGGAUUGAAUCUAACUGGGUUUGUGGUCUGUAAAGGUAACAAUGACUCUGGACAAUUGGCUUUUCCAUCCAAUUCAGCACACGAGUACUCUGGUUUUGCUCUUGGGACCAAUCACAGUUGCGCCAUUCGGAAAUCAAACAACUCGGUGGUUUGCCAUGGCCGCGACGGAGCGUUUUCGAGCAAUUUGAUAGAGGGUGUUUCCUUCGAAUCAAUUGUUGCAGGGUUGGAUUUCACUUGUGGAUUGACUACAAGUAAUUUUUCCAUAAUUUGUUGGGGACCUGGUUGGCCUAGCAAUUCAUCUUCAGGGGUUGAACUUCCAUUGCCAAAGAUACUUCCAGGGCCUUGUGUUCAAUCUACAUGUAGUGAUUGUGGUAUAUACCCUCAGUCUCAAACACUUUGUUCUGGUUCUGGUAACAUAUGUAGACCUUGUGGCAUAAACAUUUCAAUGCCACCAACUUCACCACCAACAGUGACACCACCACCAACAGUCACUCCCACUCCAUCACCACCCUCCAAGGGUUUGACAAAGGGUUUGUUAGCUUUUGCCAUAGUUGGAUCAGUUGGGGCCUUUUCAGGUAUCUGCACCAUCAUUUACUGCUUGUGGACUGGUGUUUGUUGUGGGAACAAAAGAAUUCACAAUUCUGUGCAACCAACAAUUACUGUGUCUAAUUCAAAUAAUGGGCAAGCAUCAAACAACAGCCCACCUUCCAGGUGUUCGACUAUUAGGCGACAGGGUUCGAGAGCGAUGAGGCGGCAGAGAAGCGGAACCUCCUCUAAACACGCCGACAGAGCAGAGGAGUUUUCGUUUUUAGACCUGGCUGCGGCCACCAACAACUUCUCGCUCGAAAACAAGCUCGGUGCAGGCAGCUUUGGGAUUGUUUACCAGGGGAAAUUGUGGGAUGGUCGCGAAGUCGCCAUUAAAAGGGGAGAGACAGGUGCGAAGACAAAGAAGUUUCAAGAGAAAGAGAGUGCUUUUGAAUCAGAAUUGGCGUUUUUGUCAAGACUACAUCACAAACACUUGGUGAGGCUUGUUGGUUAUUGCGAAGAGAGGGAUGAGAGGCUCUUGGUUUACGAGUACAUGAAGAAUGGAGCUUUGUAUGAUCAUUUACAUGACAAGAACAAUGUGGAGAAGAGUUGCAGUGUGUUGAAUUCUUGGAAAAUGAGGAUCAAAAUCUCAUUAGACGCAGCUCGUGGGAUCGAGUACCUUCACAACUAUGCAGUUCCACCGAUCAUUCAUCGCGACAUCAAGUCGUCAAACAUUUUGCUGGAUGCAAAUUGGACUGCAAGAGUAUCUGAUUUUGGAUUAUCAUUGAUGGGUCCCGAGUCUGAUCAAGAUUACAGGCCAAUGAAAGCAGCUGGGACAGUUGGAUAUAUUGAUCCAGAGUACUAUGGCUUAAAUGUUCUAACAGCAAAGAGUGAUGUGUAUGGACUUGGAGUGGUAUUGCUUGAACUUUUAACUGGAAAAAGAGCCAUAUUUAAGAGUGGUGAAAGUGGAGGAGCACCCAUUAGUGUGGUGGAUUUUGCAGUGCCGGUGAUUAUGGCCGGCGAGAUAGGGAAGAUUUUGGACCAAAGGGUAGGGCCACUUGAGCCAAAUGAGGCGGAGGCGGUGGAGCUGGUGGCGUACACAGCGAUGCAUUGUGUGAAUUUGGAGGGGAAAGAUAGACCGACUAUGACUGACAUUGUUGCUAAUUUGGAGCGAGCAUUGGCUCUAUGUGAUGACAGCCAUGGCAGCAUCUCUAGUGGUCCAAUCUCCAUUGUUUCAGAAUAAAUUCCACUCUCCAUCCACGCACAAAAAAAAAAAAA